Bemisia tabaci is the source of this 11601-nucleotide messenger RNA. RefSeq lists its product as uncharacterized. Gene Ontology annotation, molecular function: mRNA binding. Gene Ontology annotation, biological process: regulation of translation. Gene Ontology annotation, cellular component: cytoplasm. Lineage: Eukaryota; Metazoa; Arthropoda; Insecta; Hemiptera; Aleyrodidae. The record is from RefSeq and is a predicted model, not a curated record.
GUUAGUGUCUAGGUUAUGCUUAUAUUUUGGCUGUUAUUGUUCGGUUUAAAACAUGAAUGAACAAGAAAAUCCAUGUUUUUGAACGGUUAGCAAGAUAGACGAAAAAAAAAACACAAUAAGGAAAUAGAGCACGGGAAAGGAGGCGCGUUGAUGAAGGCGCUGAGAUACAACUAUUCGUGCCUGAUGGAUGUCCGUGAUGCGUUUUUCAAAAUUGAAGGCGCGAUGGAGCGAGGUGCGAGCUCGCAAUGUUCCGCUCCAUGCCGCCAAUGCUCUGUCACUCAGAUUCGGGAGAAUAGUUAAAAAAGGAAGUCCGAUAACGUCUUUCCUGUUUUUGGCUGGGUUGCUUCCGCAGCCCUUGAAGCGCCACUACAAAUAAGACAAACGAAAAUAGACACAAUAGGAAAUAGAAUAAAGAAAGGAUGCGCGCUCAUAACGGCGCAGAGAUACAUCUAUUCGUGCUUGAUGGAUGUCCGUGUUGCGUUUUCAAAAUUGAAGGCGCUACGGCGCGAAGCGUAAGCUCACAAUGCUCCGCUCUAUAGUGACAAUAGAGAAUAUUUUUUUUCGCAAAAACUCGAUAGCGCUUCGAAAAGAAGUCGAUAUUGGAUCAGCUGUUCGUGUUCCCCUUCGAUCAACUCCACUUUGCAUUGCUCGAUUUUAGUUUUCUAAAAUUUAUUCUGUGCGUCUUACUCUUGUGUAAACAGUCACUAACUUUUCGUCUUAAAUUUGUGAUUCGUUCAUCGUGAAAUUUUCCAUUUGUGACUGCCACUCAAUGCUCUCUGUAGCCCAUGCGUAACAGCUUCCCACCGAAUGGCCACGAUUUGAAAUCCUCCUAUUUUGCAGAGUGGGUAUGGAGACCCUCGCCCCGCUAGAACACCACGACAUGGCCGCGGCAAUGCACGGGAUGAUGCAGAUGAACGGGCUCACGCUGGGCAUCGGGAUGGACCCGCGGGUCCUCCACCUGAACAACGCCGUCAGCGCUAUCUCCACGGCUCAGCCCACGCAGAUCGUCAAAGUGAACGGGAUCAGCUCGCAUAGAGACUCGGUGCAGGCACAAUCCCAGUCGCAGCCCUCGGCCCAGACCCAGCAGCAACCCCCGUCGCAGAUAGCUACCUCGCAAGGGCUCCAAGUCCAGCUCAACGGCACCGGCUCGACGCAGAGUCAGAUGCCCGGCAGCAAUCAAGGGCUCGUUUCCGUCAACGGCGGAGGCUCCUCGUCCGGCAGGUCCACCCCCAACAGCAACGACCCCGCCUCCGCUAAGCUCUUCGUCGGCGGACUCAGCUGGCUCACGACCUCGGACAAACUCCGGCAGUAUUUCGGCAUGUUCGGCACCGUCACCGAUGUUCUCAUCAUGAAGGAUCCCGUGACUCAGAGGAGCAGAGGUUUCGGUUUCAUCACGUUUGCAGACCCUGACACUGUAGAAAAAGUACUGAAAGUACCCAUUCACACUCUAGAUGGGAAGAAAAUUGACCCAAAACACGCGACUCCAAAAAACAGGCCCAAGAUCGGAAACCGUACGAAGAAGAUUUUCGUGGGAGGAGUGAGUCAGGAUACAUCUUCAGAUGAGGUAAAAGCAUAUUUCAGUCAAUUUGGUAAAGUAGAAGAAACCGUUAUGUUGAUGGAUCAACAGACAAAGCGGCAUCGAGGCUUCGGUUUUGUUACUUUUGAAAAUGAAGAUGUAGUUGACAGAAUUUGUGAAAUCCAUUUCCAUACCAUAAAGAAUAAAAAAGUUGAGUGCAAAAAGGCUCAACCCAAAGAGGCUGUCCAACCCACUUUAUUGUUAGGCAAAAGAAUGCUAGUCAACCCGCUAGGCGUACGAGUGGCAACACCUGUAGCGAAUGCUGGUUUGGUCGGUGUGACAGCUCAGGCUCAGGCAGCUGCAGCGGCUGCUGUAGCUGCUCAGAGUGUGGCUGCAAAUUACAGCAAACUCCUCGGCUCGUAUCCUAGUUUAGCAAGCUAUCGUUAUGCUCCAUAUCCUAUUCCAACUUUACCCUCGACUCCCGCACCGGCUGUCCAGCAAGCAUCGUCAGUCCCAACAAAUGCUGGUGCUCAAGCGACAUUACCCACGACCCCAUAUCAAGGUUAUAAUUUAGCCAAUGUAGACAUGACCAGUUUUCAAGGAGUCGACUGGAGUGCAAUGUACGGAAUGGGCAUGUACGUCUAAAAGAGGCCCGAACCGUGGGGCAAUUCUCUCUGUCAGCAAUAGUGUUCUUUUUCCUCCCCUCACGUUUAUUCAGUUCUUUUUUAUUUUAAAAAUAUGAUGUACAUAUUUCUCAUUUAACUUUCAUUGUUAGAUGUAAACUGUUCUUGCCUUUUAAAUUGUAAGUUUUUUCCAAUUUUUGACAUGAAUUUAUUACUCUUUGAGGGUCGACAUUGCAGAAUAAUUUCGCCCAAAUUUAUUUUUCUGGGUAGUUCUACUCGUGGAGCAGAGUAGAUACCAGUAAAUAUUUUAUCUAAAUCAGUAUUUGUAGGAAGUGUCUUUCAGUGAGUCUAGAAGUAAAGAAAGAAAAUAUGAAGGUACUGGAAGAAAAGUUAAUAGGUGGCAAGAUUACUCUGCCCCAGAGUCAAGACUCUUCUUUUGAAAUCAAUUAUUUUUGGCUCGAAGAAUUCUGCCAACGUUUACAAAGAAGUAGAAUGGAAGGGAAGUAAUCCCUUUAAACAUGUAAAAACGUUCGUCAUUGGAAUGAUUCUGAGAACAAUUUUUAGCCCAUGCUAAAGAAGAUUUUGCCAACUACCAGCCUCGUGCUUCCCCAAAAAAGCCAUGAAAUGGUUUCACCGGUUCUGUCAAUAUCAUAAUAUGGAAUUUUUUUAUUUGUUUUUAAAUUUUUUGUUAAAUUUUCAUGUACUCUAAUUAUCAUUGAGAGCUGUCGCAUCAAGAGCUGCUCUACCAUAUAACUGUUGCUCAUUGAUACUUUGGUCAAAAUAUUUAUGUAAUCAAUUGAAAAUUACUCUUUAAACUUUCUGAAAGCAAUACUAUUGCAAUAAUGACUUUUUUCUAUCCCACUUGGAUUUUUGAAAAAAGUUGUUCCCUCUCAACAUAAAUUGGUAUUCCUAACGUCUUUUUUUUGUUCAAUGUGUGUAUCUUUCGUUUGACCCCUGUUUACAAAUUUAAGGAGGAUCUUACUUCAAAAUUGCUGUUUUUCUUUUUUUUUAAUAUUUUUUUUACUUUCCAAACGUUAUGUUGUUUUUUCUUGGUUUGGAAUUGUCGAGAGAAAUUAGCUUUGAAUUCAAAUUAUUCUGAGCCUCAAUUAUCAAAACUUAACUAUUUGAAAAAUGAACAGUCCAGGCCUUUUAGUCCAUAAAGUUGGGGACGCCUGGAAACUAACAUGUCCAUAAGUAAUUUUGGAUUUAAUGAUUUGUUUUCUUUUUAUUGUACUUUACGUGCCAUAUCUGAGCAAAAUAAGUACCAUGAACUAAAUUCUUGGAAGUGAUGUAAAUUUUUCCUAAUAUAAUUAAACGAGUCUCCUUUUAAUACUCUAUGCCUGUGGUUUAUCUUUUAAUUUAUGUUAUUGCAUUGGAUCUCAGAUUAGUUGUUCUAUGAUGUAAGUGUAAAACUCAACUCUUCCUCACUAUUAUCGUAAAAAAUUUGUGUGUAAAAACUCACUACAGUCAUCUCCCAAUAGCUCAAAUGUUAGUUUGAACAGAAUUAUAAGUGUAGCAUUUUUCUUGCUUUAUUAUUUAAUCGUUUUUUACUACUAUAGUGAAAUAAGCUGAUGAGUACGCUGAUUUCAAUUUGCAAACCAGUCAUCCACUCAAAUGAAGCUGUACUCUAUGAAACUUGUACACUCAUGGGACUGUCAUUUAAAUUACAAGUCAAAUUUCAGUAAGGAUUCCUUCCUUUAAUUCAAAGUUAACCAUUUCCUUAUCCACAGCCUGGUGGGUUGAGUUUUACUCUUUUUUUCAUAGUUUAGUUACUCAAUGACUUUGAGUUGAAAUUUGUUAUUUUUCAAUUUUCGUCAACUUUUUUUACUCUUAGUAUUUUUCCCUCUAGCAAGUAAGUUUCGAGUCUCAGAUAGUCGAACAAAUUACAAAGAACAUGAAUGAAUGUUCGGUGACAUCCUCGUACAUGGAUCUUUUAAAUUUUUUUUCUAGUCACUCUUUUAAUUUUAAAGUGAAAUUUCCUUGCGUGAUUAAUUUUCUCUCUCAGUUUUUUAUUUGACCUGAUUUGUCAUCUACCUUGAAGAAUUACUUUUGCCGUUUUAAAUCAAUGUAACAGAGGAUGCGGACCUCAUCUCUGUGCAAGAUGCUUUUACCUCUUUAAAAAUUUUUCUCAACAAGUUUUAAGUUUUCAUGCGGCAAAAUCCUAUGACAUACCUAGUAUAUAACGUGUAUAUAUGGUAUAUUUGUACAUUUUUUGUUGUAAUUUUAUGAGCGCCUCCUCAAGUCAAACCUCUCCUUCAGUUUUUUGUUUUGUUUUAAUGCUGAUGGUAAUAAAUAUUUUUGUUUUUCUCAUUCAAGCAUCAUUUGUUUCCAUUGAGUAAUAUAGCUUCACAUGAUAAAUUCAGGUAUCUACGAAAGCCUCAAUGCUAAGCGUUCUUAGUAUCUUUGGAGUUGUCAGAUCUCGAAAUAUGAGGAUACAGAGAAAGAAUAUUUUGUAUCCUAUUUAGCGCCCCUGUUUUCCUGUUAUUCUUCAAGCAUUUUCAAGUGACUGGCAUUUUAUGCCACUUUUCUCCUCAAAUCUCUAUAAUCUUGUCAAGGUUUUUUUAUGCAGUAAAACAAAAAUAAAAAACAAAUAAUGAAAGUAAAUUUUUAAAACCUCAACAUUCCAAUUUAUUUUUAAAAUGAUCAUGUGUAUUAGAUGUAGCAUAAAAAUUAAAAAACUCGACUGCAACUCAAGCAUGGAUUCAAGGGAAAAGUUUCAAUUGUGGACCAAGAGGAACAAUUUUUAACUCAGCACUUUGCUAAAUUUUUUUUCUCAUUUAUUCGUUAGAUUUUUACCUUUAUUUGUAUAAUAAAAUUCUCUUUAUCAUUUAUUUAAUUAUUUUUUUCAGUGGAGAUAAAUAAAGCGACUUUUUAAUAGGUCUCCAACUAUUCAUUUAUUUGAUACAAAUGACAUCACCUCUACUCAAAAGCAUACAUUUCUGAACUGAUCUUUUUAAUUUCUUCUUCAUAACAUCUUGAUAGAAAUCAAGAACUUAGUUCUUUUUCUACUCCCUUGUCAUCUGUGAUGACUAUUUUCACUCAAAUGCUGAAGCGUGCAUUCUUGAAGCAACUCCAUCGCCAAUUGACUUGUUUAUCGCCUAUUCAAUUCCUAUGCAAGGAUUCAUUUUUUUUUUUUGUGAUUUAUUUUUAUUUAUUUAUUCAUUUAUUAUUGAACACAAUACCAUUAAACUAUAAAAAUAACUGAAAAUAAAUUUUAUUUCCAGUUUUUUGUCCUGCAUAAUCCUCUAGAUCAUCUUUGAAUGUUAAGAUCUUAAUCAAAAAACUACACACAGGCCUCAUAAAUACCCUCAGAAGUAAUUUUCUGUAAUUCAAAUACCUAUCAGCAAGAUACCAUUAUGAAAUUGAUCAAUUUUCUCUGGUACUUUUAGGGGUCCAGUUUGAAGGAAAUACAUUUUGAACACGCUUUGUAGGAGUGAGGUAAUGGCCUGUAAUUUGUUGUUCUAUAGUUAUUUUAUCAACUCAUGAAGUGCAGGACAAUUUUUUUACAAUCGUUCUGUAGAAACUUUAAAAUUUAAAGAAUUGAAAGUAGAGGCAGACUUUUAAUUUUAAAGUCUCAAGAGCAAAAUCAAAGUUUGAGUGAAAAUCCUAGUAAAAUGUAAAAUGAAAAACAUGUAUUUAAAAUCCCAGUGAUUUUCCUUCAAAUUUUACAUCUCAAAUUCCAUAUUAUUCUGUUAUUUUGGUGCAUCACACACACACCUUUAUAUCACAUUUGAAUUCCCAGUUUCCUUCCUGAGUUUGCUUAUGACCUUAUACCAGUUCAUUUGUUGAUGUUAUUUUUUAAACUUGUAAUUAAAAAAGUGCAUAAUUUUAUUUGCUCUCUUUGACAAUACGUUUAAAGUUAAAUUAAAUAAGCAAUAAGCUGAUAUUGGCUAACAAUAACUCUACUUGUAUAUCAUUAUUUAUUUGUAAAAACUAUUUUUUAAGACUAAUUAUUUUGUACUUCAGUGUUCUCAAAUCUUUACCUUCUUGAAUUGAAAGUUUUAGCUUUCCAAUUCAAGUUUUAUGCUAUUUAUUUUCUUAUCAGGUAGGUGUGCGAACAUUUUAGUGUUUUGCUCAUUACAUUUCAUUUCCUUUUUUAUCCAACGUCUUUGAUUUAGUUGCCAUCUCAAAAAUAUCCUGUUCAGUCAAUAUAUUGAUUUCUUUUUGUUUUCUCUUGAAGACUAUGGCAUACCAACGAAUUUAUACUGUUGUUCUACAGGAUACAGGAUAUUGGCAUUGUUUCAUCUCUUCUCCCUGACACAGUAGUUUUUUUACAGAGUCCCCCAACAUCCACGUUAGAGAAACUAAAAAAUGCCUGAAGAGUUGGAAAUAUUUUUGAACUGGAUUAGUUACAUAUAUUUUUUUUUAGUUGGGAUUUUCAUAUUCCUUUGUAGGUGUUUAAAUGAUGAAAAUGUAAGUGAAAGAACUCCCUCUAUUUUUGUAACACUGUCGGUUCUGUACUUAUUUUAUUAUCAAAUUGAAUGUUAUGAAAUAAAUUGUUUAUUGAAAUCAAAAAUCAAAAAAAUAUAUAUUUAUGCAUAUGUAUGUAUAUGUAUUGAUAAACCCACACAUCACCUUCCUUUCCGCAAUUAUUUUAAUGUAUUCCAUGUUCAUGUAUUUGCUCCAUUAUUGAGUUUUUUAAUGUUACUUAAAAAUUCGAGAGUAUUAGUAGUACCAGUUUGUUUUGGAAAGCUCGAAUUUCUUACCCGUAUCAAUAUAGUUGCUCAUUUUUCUCUUCACAAUUUUACCUCCCCUCCCCUUAAUUUGGCUCUUUUUAGAGUCAUUUUCUCUCUUCUGUUUCAAUAAAAUUUAACGUAGAUAUUUACUUACUUUUCACAAUAGCUGAGUGUUCACCAUAUUUCUUAAUCUUUACUGUGUAAAAUUUAAAUCUAGAUUACUUAGUCGGUGUUUGUAGUUAAUUUGUGUGUGUAGCUGUAGUUUUAAACAUCUUGACUACGUAUGUACUUGCCAAUGUACUUAAAUUUCAUCAUUUGCACUGUAGACAUGAUUAAUAGUUUCGUUUUAAUCUUGGUCUAUAUAUUUUUCUGCUCUUUUCUUAGUUCAUUAGUUUUUCUUUUUUUCUAAUUUGUUAUUUUUUUUUUCUCCUUUUAAUAUAAUCAAUUAAAACAGAUAAAUUAGAGUUAUUAUUCUUUAUUCUUAUUUUUUUACUGCAUUUCACAAGCCUUACUUUAUCCUUCUCAUGAACUAAAAACCCACUCAUAUCAGUUCAUUUAGUUCUUCACAGUUCCAACAAUCAUUAUUCGUAGUGCCGAAUUAGUAUCCCUGCUCCGAGUUCAAAUUGGAAGUAUCUCAAUGGUUUUCUUUCGCUAGUUAAAGGGCAAAACACAAGCUCCGAUAUUUGUGUAGAAUAGAUUUUCUUCUUCUAUGGAAUACUCUUGGAAAUUUUGUUAAAUGUCUUUGAGCACAUCUAAAAAAAGAUAAUAGAUAACCUUUUUUUCUUCUUUUUUUCUGCCGUAUCAAACUAAUGGCAGGCAAGAAUCUCAUCGGCUAUUACCUACUAGUUCAUCAACAUUUUUAUGACUAACGUUCAUAACCAUGAGAAAUGUUAAUGAAGCGAGGGCUUCAACAUAACUUUUCAUAGUUUUUUUUUCUCUUGAUUCAAUCUCCUCAUUUUUUGGUCAGUUGGCGUAUAUUAGCUUAAUCAAGAUCCACCGUGACAAGUAAAGCUAGGUUCGUUGCAUACUUGCUUUGGACUCUAGUCUAUUGCUUUAUAAUUUUAUCCAUCUAAUUCUUGAUCCAUUUUAUGGUGUAUGUAGGUACUCAAGUAAUUUGGUAUUCCAGCUUUUUAUCAAUAAUUAGUCAUUCAUCUGAAUUAAAAAAGAAUCUAGCAGUUACUCAAUGUCUCAGUUGCCUUCCUCUUCUUGUCUUGAGCCUCGGUAGAUGCACUUGAAAUAAUACCUACUAACCUUUCGUUAUUUAUCUCAUUUUUGUUUAUCCUGAUUAUGCUUUUAAAGUUCUUUAAGAAAUAGCCCUUUAGGACUCUAGAUCUGUAGACCAACCUGCUUUUCCCCUAAAUAGCGUAUUCCUUUGUCUUUUGAUGAAAAGGGCCUCUUCAGUGGCGCUUACUUAUUAGAGCAACGGGAAACUUAGAUCAGAAGUCGGUGAGCAGGUUUGAAGGAAAAAAUUCGCCAGUAUUAAUUCAAGCUUGGAUGCUAUUCACAACACUGGUAUAUUUUAUCAAUCAAACCAGUUUGCCCUAUUUUUUUAUUUUUUUUUUUCUCUCGAGUUUGUCGUAAUGUAGCAAGUGCCCUCUAUUUUGACUGUGGAACUUCUGAGUUCACAGACAAAUUUUGAAAAAUUCAUUAAAAUAAGCAAUAUUUAGAUGCAUAGGGUUUAGUAUAAACAAUUUUUCUACUUAAAUCCGCCCCAGCUUGACUGAAUCUGUAAAAUUUAAUUUAAAUGUUCUGACGUACGAUGAAACUUUUCAAUGGAGAAAGCAAAGAUAGGCCUGCUACAUGUAGUCGGGAAAGGCUGCAGUGAAUUUUGUUGAAUUUCCGUUGUACCAUCUCUCUUUGCAUUUCUCCUGAAGGAUUUCAUCAAAUUAGCAACGUGGAUGCAUUGCUAGAAUGGACUACAUUUUGGAUUUUACUACUUCAGUUUAACUGGGAAAGACUAAAAGUAGGUAUGUCUUCCUUUCAACUUGCAAGUAGUUUAAUUAGGUAAGGUCUCCCAUUUGAAUAAAACACAAGUAAUAAAACCUGUUUUUGUACUUGCUUUUAUUAACAAAGAAGUAUUUUUACAGUAUUUCUCUUGUGUUCCUUGUUAGUUCGAUAAGUUUAUGAAAUCAAAAUAAUCUAUAUAGACACAUUUAAAAACUGUUGGUUUCUUAACUUGCCUAGAUAAAUUUUAAAAAUGAUAAUCAGUUGACCAUUAUACUUAUUAUUUUAAAAACAAAACUUAUUAUUCGUGGUGAGUGGGUAUUUUACCCACUGCUAUAAUUUUUUUGCCUUUCUGCAUCAAUAUCUGAACCUCAUCAGAAACCAAAGGAACACUUGAAAGUAGAAACAAUUUGCAAAUGUUUCCAAGUGAUAAGAUAUUCUGUUUGCUAUCCCUCACUCUUUUUUUUUAUUAUAUUAAUGAGUGCAGCAUGCCAGAAUUUCACUGAACAAAUUGCAAGUGAUUUUAAAAUUUUAUCUAAAGGGAGGAAAGGAUAACCUAACGAAUACAGCAACUUUCAAAUGCUUUUCCAUUUCCUCUAGGACAUAUUGUGGUCUACUUUCUUGUAACGGUCAACCUUCAAUCGAUAUGUUUGAAAUGAAAACAAAGAAAUAUUUUACCUUCAUCGCCUUUAAUUUAAACAUAGUUCAAAUAUCUAUCCUCAUGCAAAAAUUAAUCCAGACGAGAACAUUCAGGCAGUAAAUUUACUUACAAACCACGCAAUCUAAAUUUCUAAAAACGGAAAAAAAAUAAGGAAAAUUAAGUGAAAUCCAUUAGUUUUUAGAUAGAUACCCAACUUAACACAUCCUUAAAUGUAGGUACUCAUUUCUCCUAAUUGUCGUAACAAAAGCAUAGCUUAAGCUUUACCAUCAAAAUUUCAUGAAAUAUCUCUUUCUAAGAUAUGGUUUUCUCAAAAGAGAGAAUAAAAAGUUAAAGAAAAAAGUAGAAAGAAAGAAAAAUGAAAAACAUAAAACUUCAUGUACAGUAAGUAGAUUUUUACUCGACUUGACCUCCUUAUUUUAUCUGAUGGCAAACCGACAAAAGGCAUUUAUUAAAUUGAGGUACAUCAAUUGAACAUUAGGAUCUCCGAUUUUAAGUAGUUGUAGCAUUAUUUCUUCUCUAGGGAGGAAACAAAUACCCUCUUUUCUACUGUGAAUACUCUGUAGGCGGUACAAUUCACGUGAAAUUUAAGUGUAGCUGUGAAUUUAUCCAGAGCGUUAUUUGUGUAGUGCCUUACUCUGAUAAAUCAUAAAUCGGAGAAAAACUUUCAAGUAGUCAAAAUAUUUUUUGCCUGCAUUUUAAUUUUUUUCUCUUCAUGUGCUUUGUGUAAUACAUACUGUGGAUUCAUUUAUAGGUACUGUAGCAACGUAGAACUAACCAUUUUUCUCUUCUCUGCUAACAAUUUCAUCCAGGUAAGUUUUUAUAAAAUUUAUUUUGAUCAAUCAUCCAAAUCUACAACACUCUGUUUGUCUUUCUCUGUCUUCCCCCUCCGCUGCUACUUUCUCACUGGUUGCUAUAAGGGUACCCUUUUCAUUUGUAUAGCGGUAGCAAAUACUUUUUUCCAGCAAAUAAAUCUGUGUUAGAUGAUAAGAGCAAAACAACCGAACUAGUCCUCUUCUCCCCUGGCCGGGCUGUUAAGACGAAAAUAUUAUCCAUCACAGAUACGUAUAUCAUUAAAAUGAAAUCACCAAGAUAGACUUUUGAAUUAACUCAGAAUUUCCUCCAAUCUUCCGCCUCUUAUUACGAAAAAUAUUUACUGACUGUUUUUUUUUUCCUAAGAAAGGGAUUUAACUCCAACGGUUUUUUUAUAUUCGGCACACUUGUACCAAAAUUAUUAAUUACACAUACAAAAUCGACAUGUUGAUGAUGAAACUUAAAAUAUAUCGACCCAAUAGCGUCGUUUCACAUUUUCCGUUCACAUUGAGGUUUUUUAAGAGAAAAAUAUCAGACAUUCUUCAUAAUAUUUUCGAAAAGGGUAAAAAAGGCUUUGUACAUAAAAUUUGUACUGUCAGUCGAUAAGCGAUUAUCGUCCUUCAAAAAAAUUGGACAUAACUAAAAGUGUUCAACAUUGCAUUGUUUUUCCAGGUUCACCAGGCUUUGUACUCAUCCGGAUAACAGCUAACUUAUGUUGAGUAUUUUCAAAUGUUAGCAGGGAGAACUGACUUUUUACCUGUCUAAAUAACAUUUCUGACAUCAGGUUUCGUUAAGACUUAUUGUUUACGUAAUUGCAUUUGUUACAUGAUUAAAUUGUACUUGUUGAUACUUAAGCUGUAUAUAAGUUUGUAAAUAGGAAAAUAGGACGCAUUUAAAUCAAAAGGAACCAUCUGCAUUUUAACAUUAGCCCUGUCUUGCAUAUAUUAUCAUGGGUAUCAGGGCGUUUGUCAUAUUGGAGAUAGUUCCUUUUGAUGGAAAUACGUCCAAUUUUUGUUUUUAGUAGGUAUUAAUUCAAUUAAAUCAGAUUUUGUUUCAAUAUGUUAAUUUCUUGUUGAGAAAAUAUUCGGUUUUCAUUAGGUAAGUUCUGAAUUUUCUUUUUUGUAUAUAUUUAUUUCUCUUUUUUUUCUUUUUAAUUACUUUUAAUUACUUAGUGCUCUGAGCAUUUGUGAAUCUCAAGUACCUACGUAUUUAAUACUUAUUUAAUUUGAUACAAAACAGAAACUGACGCUUCCAAAAAUCUAGUCAUUGAUAAAUGUAUAUACUCUAUAUUAUCAAAAUAACAAAUGUAUUAACGUCCCCCUCUUAAAAAAUAAACUUUUAUACAUCGUAUGAAAAACAUACAUAUUUAAA